This is a messenger RNA of Danio rerio (zebrafish), 5444 nucleotides long. The record is from RefSeq and is a predicted model, not a curated record. Lineage: Eukaryota; Metazoa; Chordata; Actinopteri; Cypriniformes; Danionidae.
AGAACACACCCAUAGCACGCGCGCGCGCGCACACACUACAGUAGAGAGAGAGAGAGGCAGAUGGAGCUGCUGCUGCUCUGAGUGCUCUGGGUUGCGGUCAUCUGAAUGAAUGACAGCUCUACCAACAGCUCACAACAAUGACACGUGAAGGACUUGUCUUUUUAUGUGGGUUUGGGUUUCUCCAAAUGCUGCAUGUGACUGAAGGAAACACCGGAGGAUGCAAGUGUCCACCUUCCAGCAUUUUGUCUAAGUUUCCACCUCUGAUACCCAACGACACUUGCUGCUUGAACUACUCAGGAUCUACGUUCAGCCUAGUGCCCUGGGCAGCUUUUUCAUCGCAGACAAAUCUGCAAGUUUUGGACUUGUCUAACUGUAAUAUCAGUAAGAUUGAAGACGGUGAUGCUGUCAGUUCAUUGAGAGAGCUGUACCUCAGCCAGAACAGACUCACAUCUCUCCCAAAUGGCUUCCUCACAAAAGCCUAUAGUUUGGAAGUGCUGGAUUUGGGAGUGAAUAAUCUGAAGGACUUGCCCAAGCGAUUUCUCCAAAGCUCGCAUAAACUACGAGAGCUGAUCUUGGGCUGGAACCAGCUGAGCGCUCUUCCUCAGUCAUCACUAAAGCCUUCACUACAACAUCUAGAGCUCGUUGGAAACCCCUUGGCCUGCACGUGUUCGCUGUGGGAAGGUCUUCGAAGUCAUCUUCAUGACAACUCCAGCAGCUUUCAGGACCUCGUAGGUAAUCUGACCUGUGCCUCUCCUCACAUUCUGGCAGGGCGGACUCUUUGGUCUUUGACAACCAGUGAUGUGUGCCACCUGGCCAACCUGACCGCUCUCUUCAUCCUGCUUCCCCUGUUCCUCCUCUUCAGUUUAGUGCUCUGCUGGUGCUGUGGCAGGAAGAAGAAGAAGAAAGAGACCUCAUCUUUUAGUCCGACUCGAAAAAGACACAACUCCUCCCACUGCAACGGACGGUGGCCACAUGCCAAACUGCCCACCGGGGACUCGGCAGUUUCAGUAAACAGUGGAAAGGAGGUUAUACUGAGGAACCAGCUGAUGCUUCAGCCCUCGUCCAACUUGUUAGGCAGCACUCGGGACAUUUAUGAGGAGGUAGAGAUCAAACUGGGCUCUGUGGACUCGCUGGCUCCUCCGCCAUCCACUUGUUCCACUGAAGGAACUCCAGGAAAGCAGGACCUAGACACAGUGAGUGUAAGCGAGGUGAUGAAGGACUCUGCCGAUCGGGAGAAGGUGUACCUGACCCAGUCCACUGAAUACUACAGCCUGGUUCCCGGGAUUGAAAUUGAGGACUCAGAUCAUGGAGAAUAUGAAAGCGUGGACCUUUCGUGACACUGCAGAAAAUGGUGCGUGAAUAUACACUCUUAAAAUAAAGGUUCCAUUGGGUGGUUUCACAGCAGUGACUUGAGGGGUUCUCAAACUGGACAAAUGUUUUCAUUCUUUCUAGAAAAAUUUGCAGAUGUAUGUGUUUGAUGCGCUUGCAUGGCAGUGACUGGCAAUAAGUUUAGUUACAGAAAUUUAGAUUAGGGUCUAAUCCAAUAUAAUAGGAACUAACCAAGGCUUAAUUUGUGCCGGAACACGCAAGAUCCGGAACCUCUGAAAUCUAAUCCGGCACCUCAUUUUACCGAUCCCCCUCUUCCCCGUCUGCUGUUCACUUUCACUUUCUUCCGUGACUCCCCAACCCUCUUUGCUUUCAUUUGCAACAAACCCUCACUCUUCACUUUUGUCCUUCAUCCGCGACAUCCUCCGUCAUCCAAUGACCCCCGACCAAUGACUCUCCUCUUUUGUGCGUAACACAUCUCCAUCCUUACCUUGAUCCAUUACCUGGAUCUGUUCCGGGACCUUGCAAGUCACAAAUUAAUCACUGGAACUAACAGUGAAGAAAGUGUAAACAGAUUGACCUUUUUUAUCUUGUAGUCUACAUUUCAUCCCCAUUUUAAUGAAAACCACAACACAAUGAUGUCCUCCAUCCUCCAGUUGUCGAUGUUACCAUGUGUGCCAUGAUUAUGGUCAGUAUAUGUCGCUUCAGAGUUGCAAGGCAACCAGGAAUAUGGCCUAUGGGUGAUAUUAGUUCUCAGGUCACUGGCUUAAUGGCUGGUUCUGAUAAAUGACCUAGGGCUGGUUGCACCAGUAGUGCGUACGUUAAAACGUAGCCUAGUUGUGACUUAAAGCAAUACUAAGUUACAAUUAAAGCAUUACUAAAUAUUUUAAGUUGCAACACUGAAUUCAGUUUAAACAAAAAAAAGAGACGACAGCCAGAUUAGUUUACAUUGAGGAGCUCGAGAUGACAAUGAAGAAUGAUCUCCUUCACAGACUUAUUUUCCUCCCAAAUCUCGCUUUUUUUUUAGUUUAUAAAAAGAAGAGUUUAAUUUUGUUUCAAGGAAUAUUGUAUCGAUCAAUUAAUUCGAGAACUUCUUCGCGACUGAGUUAUUCUCUCUGCUCUUUUCUCUUUCACGUGUAGGAUAUAAAAAAAUUCAAGUUUAAUUCUUUGAUGACUUCAUGUGUAUUUUGUGUGCUCUACGGCUCGAGUUGGAGAUAUGUGCGUCUGUUAUUAGUGAAUGACUGUAAUAUAAUUUAUUUUCAUACAUCAGAUAUAUAAUUGCAGAAUUUUAAAGCAUUUAAUGAUUUAAAUCCUUUUUAUUGGAUAUUACGUCAUUCAGUGUGACUACGCUGGACUAUACAAAGAGUCUAUGGUCUGUCUUAAGAAAAUGUGGUGCAACCGAAGUGAGAACAAAUUUGGUUUCAAACUAGCUAUUAGUAAAUAAGCCUCUCAUGUGGACUUUACGUUUCAGUUUAAGAAAGAACUUAUGAACAACUGGUGCAGCCCUACCCUGGUGAGUAAGGGUGUACUCACACUAGGCUAUCCGAACCAUGCCUGAGCACAUUUGACCCCCAUUUUCCAGUUCGUGACUAGUGUGAAUGCUCUGUACCACACCCAAGCGUGGAUCAGUUGGCUGGCCCUAUCCUAGUUGGAAGAGGUGGGCCAGAGGGGGUUUGGGCAUGGCACACGUAGUGUGUUGCAAAGUGUGCACGAGUGCAAAACUGAAGACAUGAGAUCACUUUUAGAGAACUGCUGCAUAUGAAUUUAUUACUUAUUCUUACUUUUAAGUGACAUGAACUAUCAUAGGUUAUUAAAGAUGCAAACCCCUUGCUGCAUUUCAGCUACCACCUUCAGCUAUGUGCAGCAGAUGACAUUUAUGAAAAUCUAUGAGCGUCAAAAGCGUUGGAUCUGUUCAGCAAAAUAUUCUGUUUGUCACUGCGUCCCAAACAACUCAAAAUAACACAGCACGCUCUGGCUCGGUUGAGAAGGGUCUGGAUGCAGACUUGUUGCAGACUUGUUGCAAGGUGAGCUUUAUCCAUUGCUUUUAAUAAGCACACCUAACCCCACCCCUCACGGUGACAUCACUAACUCCAUUGAGUCUGACAUUGCCUAUCUGAGAUAUGCAGUCUCAGUUUGCAAAUCCAAGUCUGCAUCCAGAUGCUAUUCGCUCGGUUGGUAAAAAUGCAAUGUGGGUGAGGGCCUCCUAGAAACUACGAUAUAGAGAGAACUACUUUUUUUUUCCUCUUUCUAAUUUCCUGGUUGCAUUCACGGCAUCAAUAGGAACUGUAAAGUAACAAAAGUUCCCAAACAGUGACAUCAAGCCCUGCGUUCAACAGAAUAAACUACUGCAGGAUGGAGGAUGCAGUGAUCAAAGCUGUGUAUUCAGAGAUGGAAUGUAGAUCUAUAAAUCAUAGAGAGAAAAAAGGAAACCUAAAUCACCUCUGGCAACUUAAUCCAUAUAGUGGUUUAAAAAAAACUGCACACAAAACACCACAGAAAAAGGAAACCAUUAAAUGCAGGAAAACAUUUGUUUUCUGAAAUAUGUAUAUAUCCUGUAACACUUUAAAAUACUGUGUUAGUGUUUAGUGCCAAAUCAGUGUGAGCUUACAUAACUGUAGUUCCUAUUGAUCUGGAUUAUACCCUACUUUGGAGAUGGAGGUAAUUAAGUUUCCCCAAAAGUUGUUCCUAUAACCAAUCAAUCUCGGUUUUGAACACACCGAAAGCGUCUCUCAUUAAUAGUUUGAUGAGAACCCCUAACGGAUUUGUUCUUAUAUGAACUACACACUUAAAUAUCUUUGGGAGCAAAAGAACUUCAAGUUCUGCUUGAAACCCCAGAUGCUGGUAAAGAACCUUUAUUUUUAAGAGUGUACCCAAAGAUGCUAAUAAGUACACUGGAGUUUUGUCUAUGUUGAACUGGACCACUGGCCAUGAUGUUUUCCAUGAUGCUGGUAAUAAAGGAAGUCAAUGCGCCAGUGCGAAGCCAUUACCUUUGCAUACAACAUGAAUGAAAUAUUGUACUGAUAAAGUGUCAAACAGAACUGUUUGCAGACUCAAACAGACUGUUGCCAAGAUAAGCUAUCAUAUAGCUGUCGCCUGGAUAUUUUCAUGAUGUUACGAUUUUUAUAUCUUCUCCAUCUACUGAUUUAUAGACAGACAGGAUGUUUUUACUAUUGUAAGAUUACUUUGUGCUUCACAUUCAUUUACAGUGUUUAGUGCCGAUGUAUUGUGUAUUUGGUGUCGAACAUAGAAAGAAAUAUAGAAAGAAAGAAAAAAACUAAAGAGAACCACAGUACAGCCUGUUAAACUUGCAGUUGUAAUUACAUUUUAAAGCAGUGAUUUGCUAGAGUUUGGCUGACUGACACAAAAAUAUGGAGGAUUACUGUUUUUAUAACUGUGUUGCAAGCAGCAACUGUUUUGUCAAUAGGAUCUAGUCUGUAUCUGCAGUUGGCCACAGCUGAUGUAAUCAUUAUUUUGGCUUUGUUAAUAAUUAAUUUAGUUUAAAAACUUGUAUAAUCAAAUCAACAGAACAGCUGUAGUCAAAUGAACGGACUCUCAGAUAAGAUCAGGCUGAAUUAGCAAGUAAAAUUUAAGAUAAGCAGAUUUCAGUGGAAAGACUAAAUAAAGGAAGAGAGGUCAUGUACAUACACCACACAGAACAAAUAACACUCAGAGUUUACUGAUAAACAUGACUACUGUCUUUAAUGAUAUUAGACGGAAAUUAAAUUUUAACAGAAAGCUAAAUAUUAAUGUACAAAAUUAGAGAUGCAGCCUUCACGGUUAACUCAAAUAAAUUAAUUAUAAAAUAGCAAAAAUGAAAUAAAUAAAAUAGAAAUAUUAAGGAAAAAUGAUCAAAUGACAUUAAACUUUCAAUAAAUUUUUAUUAAAAUGUAUAAUAUAUUAUGUUAAAAUAAAAUUACAAAUAUAAAAGUGAUUUAUUAGAAACCCGAUGAUGAAGAUGAUGAUAAUAAAACAGAGAUUGACAAAACGCACAGUUUUUAUAAUCCUGGAUGCAUCUGAGUUACACUGGAAAUGAAUUUUUUGUAUGAAUUUAUUGAGAGCUUGAUUGCAAAAAUAAAUGCAUUUCAUUCUUGGCUUUAAAUAAAAGCUUUUUCACAUAA